This is a messenger RNA of Moneuplotes crassus, 1829 nucleotides long. The record is from the annotation of a GenBank genome assembly. NCBI's taxonomy places the organism in Eukaryota, Ciliophora, Spirotrichea, Euplotida, Euplotidae.
UCAGUGAUUCCAAGACUGCGUAACAGAUCAACCAAAGAUCAAAAGCGGAUGUCAAAGCCUCCUAUGAAACCAAAGAGCUACAAUCCUCGGAUCCAUCAAUACAACUCUGCCAUCCCUAGAUCACAAGUACGGCCGCAGAAGAAAUUGAAAACUAAGAGGAGGUAUGGGCAUGUGCAGUCAAAAUAUUCAUCAGUCUUUUCAAAAUACCUGCGUGAGCCAGCCUAUCCUCAAAGUAUCACAUCUAAAAGGUCCAAGAAGAAGCCAUCUGGUAACUUCUAUCAGAAAUCACAUAAUUCAAAUCUUCAAAAAGUAGCCUCUUUUGAGAGACAAGAACACUCGAACUCACGAGAAGGCUUAUGCAAACUCCACAAGAGGAUCUUCGGAAAUGAGAAUAAUUUAAAAGAAAUUAUAGGAAUGAUGGAUGGCAAGAAAGAAACCCACUCCCAAUUAGUCAAUAACGCCUAUAAAGGCAACAUUAAUAAUAGAGAUCAUGCUUAUGAUGACUCUUACCAAAAUAAUAUUCAAGCUCCAGAUACAGCUUCCUCCGAGGCGAAGCCGGGAGAGAAGAAAGAUCUAGAUGUCAAGCUUGAAAGAGCCCUUCUAGAUCUUUCAGAACACCAGAACAAUUUCUAUAAGGACAAAUCUGAGUUUGACAAACAGAUAGAGCAAGCUAAGAAGGAAAAAGACAAUCGUCUUAGACAAACGUUUUAUGGGCAAGGGUAUUCAGCAGCUUCAAACCCGAUGGCUCCAGGAGGAAUUCCAGAUCCAAAUUCAAUAAAUAGCUCUAAUUACUAUAAACCAAUCGGGUACUCCACUGGGAAUAAGUUCAGACCUUCAACACAGGAAAACUCGAUCAAGCGAUCAUCUGUCCAGGGCGAAGCCUUAACAGACGGAGAUAUUCUUUCUAAUAUAGAUAAUAUUUCUAAUGAGGAACUAAAAGAGAGAUUAAUAGUCUCAGAAAUGAUCAUGAAGAAACUUUAUACGAGGAAUAAGGAUCUCGAAACAGCUAUCGACAAAGCCUCUAAUAAGAUCAAAGAGGUCAAAAGGAAUACAACCCAGAAUUUCUUUAGGAAUACCAUCAAAGAACAUGGGGAAACCUCAUUCCAACAAAACCAAGAAGAUGCUCCUGAGGAAGAUGAAGCCAGUGAAAUUGAAAUCGGGUGCAAAGAUUGUGACAAGUUCAAAGAAAAAGAGCUUCAGCUAAACAAAGAGUUGGAUAAGAAGAUCAAGUAUAUCUAUGAGCUUGAGCAGAAACACAUCACUGAGAAAUAUGAUUUUGAUGCCACUACAUACAACCAGUACCUCCAGAAAAGGUUGAAUGACCUGAUGGAAGAGAGUAAAAGACACUUCGACAACUAUGUACAGGUCAGAGCUCUCUAUAAUGACCUCCUUGAAGAAAGGGCAAAGAAGAAGAGAGGGAAGAGAAUUGCAAAUGACUCAGAUUUGCUUAAUUUAAAAUAAGUCAUUAAAGAAAGCAAUACAGACUCAUGAAAAAGAAGCUAAGAGACUUCGUGACUACAAUAAUACCGGAGCACAGUUCCAACACUUACUCAUUGAGCAGGAUGACAAGAUAAAGAAACUUACAGCUGAGCUAGGCCGAAAGGAAUUCUUAGAGGAUAAAAAGGAAAAACACUUAAAAAGGCUAUUUAAACAAAACAGUUCCUUAAGAGACACUUCUCAAUCCCUCAUCUCCCUUAUCAACUCAAAAUACCCCCAAGUAGUAUCCGAUCUUGACGCAAACGCCCUCCUAAGCAACCUGACUAAAAUAAUCUCCAACUACGGAGCAGGAGCAGCCACUUCAGCUGACGAUGAAUAAUACUAUAACAACC